AGAUCCCUGUGUCUCCCCGUGAGGCCGGGAGGCCGUGGCCACGAUGCUUGGCUUGGCCGCAGGCCUCCCACCCGGGGCUGGUUUUAACCCAGCGCUCUGACCCAAACCGCUCAGCUCCCGGAAAUUCCAAGGAACCUGGUGGACUUAGUCCUUCAGGUGGAACAGAGUGCGACAUGGGAAAGAAAACCAAGCGGACAGCCGAUAGUUCAUCUUCAGAGGAUGAGGAGGAAUACGUUGUGGAGAAGGUGCUAGACAGGCGUGUGGUUAAGGGGCAAGUGGAGUAUCUACUGAAGUGGAAAGGAUUUUCUGAGGAGCACAAUACUUGGGAACCUGAGAAAAAUUUGGAUUGCCCUGAGCUAAUUUCUGAGUUUAUGAAAAAGUAUAAGAAGAUGAAGGAAGGUGAAAAUAAUAAACCCAGGGAGAAGUCAGAAAGUAACAAGAGGAAAUCCAAUUUCUCCAAUAGUGCGGAUGAUAUCAAAUCCAAAAAAAAGAGAGAGCAGAGCAGUGACAUCGCUCGAGGCUUUGAGAGAGGACUGGAACCAGAAAAGAUCAUUGGGGCGACAGAUUCCUGUGGUGAUUUAAUGUUCCUAAUGAAAUGGAAAGACACAGAUGAAGCAGACCUGGUUCUUGCAAAAGAAGCUAAUGUAAAGUGUCCACAGAUUGUGAUAGCGUUUUAUGAAGAGAGACUGACGUGGCAUGCGUAUCCCGAGGAUGCGGAAAACAAAGAGAAAGAAACUGCGAAGAGCUAAAGGAAGGGGUGGUCUCUGUCACUUCUCUCUGUAUAUAUUACGCUCACCUCCCUGCCUCUUCUCCCUCCACCCACCCCCUUCCCUCCUAAACACAUCAUAAACAAUGUGCUUAUCACUGUGCUCCGCAGGAGAAAUGUCGGUAUUGGUUCUCUUGUGACAUGACUGACGGUCUGAUUCAUGAUGCGUGUUUCUCUGUGAAGAUCAGGCCUUUACAUACUGUGUGUAACCCCCACAGUUUUUUCCUUUGCCCUCAUCUCUUCCUUCUCCCCUGUGACCUCAAGAUGAGUUUUAACUUUUUAAUCACCUUAGAGUCUUGAUCUUUUCAGGAUUGGUUGCAUUUAGAUUGGGAGAUUUUGUUACAGGUAUGAUAAGUUGGGGUUUCUUGUUGUGAGUUUUAGAACAUGUUGAUGACCAGCCGGCCUUUGUUUUGAGGUGUUGGGAUGGAAAAGUUGUUGCCCAUCUUAGUUUUAAAAAGCCAGUAGCAACUGCCUACCUGUUGGGGCUUCCUCAACCUCAUUCCACUCGACCCAGGAGAACACAGGGUUCCCGGUGUGGUCUUCAGGACCACCAUCUGUUCACCCUCACCCGUCCUCCCAGAAUAGCUCCAUCCUUUGGAGGACUGGGAAUUUGACAUUGAAACUCGCCAAGGCACUCUUCAUGGCCCGGAACUUCUGGCCUUGUUCCUUAGAAAUCCCUGAUCUCUGCUUCUGCAAGGUGGCGCAGUCUGUCACGAAGUGACAGAUUAUUAACGGUGGAGAUUUAUGGCUAUUCGUCCAUGAGGUUGGCGGGGUAGGGUGCAGUUGUCUUUAUUAGCACAUUGGCAUAUGUGUAUUACUUCCUUCACCCCUCAUAUUUGGACUAGAUAUGUAUGUAGGUGUGAAUGACUGCCUGGUGCUUGCUUGUGCCAAGGUGCUAGGCACCCUCCAGCCCUGCCAACUUUUGUGGCCUCCCAAAGCAUUCCUGUUACCAAAGAGGCUUCAAACCUGACCCUCACUCUCAGCGGACCCAAGUCUCCUGCCCAUGCCGUUACUUUCAGGGGGAAUUCUUGGAAGGGAGCCACCGGCCACAGCGUCAACUUUAACUAUUUUCAGUGUUUAUAGUCGUAAGCUUCCUGCUUUGUGGACUCCUGGAUUUGCCACCGAGAGUGCCCGAAGUGUUAACGCUCUUCCCUUUUUCCACCCUGAAACGCUUAGUUGUGUCUUUCUGUGGAAGAUCACCACCUCGAGAGCGGCAGGCCUGGCGUUAGCGUCGACACAGCCUUCUCUGACUAGUUCUCUCACAGAGGAGUUUCUCGUCCGGCUUCCUCUUGCUUUGCCAUUGUAUCGAGCGAUUAUUUUUCAUGGGUUCCUCUGGCUUUGUCCCCUAACAAAUGCCCUACUUCAUCUCUACCCUCUCCUGGGGCAGAGGAGUGGGGCUUGAGAAUCGAGACGAAAAGUAAGGGAAUCGCAGGGUUUUGAGCAUCUUCGUCUCAGCCCAAAGCUGAGGAAAUAAGAACAAAUGCUUGAAAUAGCCUUAACACUCGAGUUCACUGCCGUGGAGGUUGUUUUGUGUUGUUGCUUUUGACCUUUAAAACAUACAGCUGUCUGAUCGGAGCAUUCGGCCGUUCCUAGGUUAUUCAGAGUAACAAGGAAAAUGGAGAGAUUGCUCCAGUCCACAGAUGAGCCAGAUAAUGUGCAAAUCUUACACCCAUUCAUAGCAUUUGUUAACACUGCUUCCCUGCUCAGCUGUUGAUUGACUUCUGUGUGCUUGUAUAAAUUAUGGCAAAAAUUGGACUGCGCAGUUGAGAAGACAGCUGUUGCUGCCGUGACAUGACAGACUGGAACAAUAGCUUUUGGUGUGAGUCACCCAGGAAGAGCCUUACCGGGGGUGUCAUGGUUGGGUGAGCGCUCGUAACUCAUACCUCGGGUGGGCGCCCAUACCUCGGGUGGGCGGGGGUCUUACUCUGGGUUUCUUUGCUCUGGAGGAGUGAAGGGGCUGGAUCAAGGGCUGGGGACCUGACAGUUCUGGGCACCCCGCCGAUGGACAUGUCGGCGAGAGCAGGCGCAGGAGCCGGGGGAGUCCGGGUGACCAGCCUGGAGUUAGGGUCGAUCAGCACAGGGCAGCAGAGCGCCGGUGACCUGCCUGCCUCUCUGUUUGCGGGUGGAGAAAAGAGCGGCCUGCGCAGGUGGCCGGUGAAGCCCACGAGCGGUGGGCGUGCAGGGCACAGUGACCGUGUCUUUGAAACCAAAAUCUAGACUGUCGGUGAAGAGCAGGACAAAGGUCUUUCACACUGACAUUGGUCCCGACACACCUCUGUGUCCGUGGUUACAGGUGUUGGCUUACGAUGCUCCUAAGAACCUGGCUGGCUUUUGAGAGGAGAGCCGCAGCACCAUUUGCUCGUCACUCCUUGCCCGCCGUCCUUCCUCGUUGUUUCCUGCCCGCAGUUAAUCAGGCCGUGGUCUGCACUGUGGCCACCACCACCACGACUUUUGUCCCUCUGUUUGCCCAUGAGCUGCUCUAGGAAUGCAGGCACCAGAGGCCCGUCCUGGCUGCAGGCUCUGGUGGGGAGGAGCCGAAGCUCGUCUGUGACACGAACGUGAGUGCCCAGUGGCCGUCCUGGCCCGUGGAGAAUUGCAGCCUCCACCAGAAACCUGUCUUCGCGGGGCUUUCUCCUCUCUGAAGAGCUGAUAGACACGGGCUCUGAGUGGGCUCCGUUGCUCACAGCACGCUUUCCCUGCCUGUAGUCCUCUUUUAAAGCGCUUUUCUAUGCUAAUUUCCUUUAGUAACGAACAUUCAGGACCUCUCCCCGGAAUAGAGCAGAGUUGCCUGGCUGCGAGUACCAAGGCCAGUCAUUGUAGCCAGUUUUUAAACUCUGAGCCGGACAGAUGCCCGCAUGUUCCAGCCAGCUCUUGGGAACUUCAGCCCUGAUGGCAGCACCCGGCGUUACCCGGAGCGUGCCCGGCCUACCUGGAGCGUGCCCGGCCGCUUCCCUCCUGCCUCGGGUGAGGGGCCUCGGGGCCGGUGGUGCUCCUUUACGCCCCAAGGCUGGCCCUGCUGCCCGCAGCCGCAUCUGUAAUAGUGUCUUGUUGAUGGAAGGUUCGUCGUGUUUCUGUAGCGUGAGCAGUGAGACUGUUCUGAACUUCUCUUCAUUCUUAUUCUAUAGCCACCCUGUCGUCGAUUCUCCUUGUACUCAGGCUAGAUCAUUGGGCCUUGGGGAAGGUGUUUGGGAGUUUCAUCUUUUGAUGGUGAAUCUGUGGUUUAGCUCGGCUCAACAGAGGUACAGUGGAGGGUCAGGAGGGGCUGGGGAAUGGCCGUCUUGACCCUCAGGGUUUGGACUUGAGAGCCUAAAUUGCUUUGUGAUAACAUGAGAGCCCCUGAAAGGGCUAUGUCAUUAGAUUUUAAAAUGUGGAAAUUGUCUCCAGGUAGGUCAAAGAGAAAGCUCAUUUUACACCCAUGACACUACCCUUUGGUUUAGACUUUUGGAAUGGAAAGUCUAGUGUGGAGGUCUCUUCACCUUGUAAUCCGGUCACCUAGCAGGCUUCCCUGUGCCUGGGCAGAGAGAGGGCCCACUGUGCUCCAGUUUUGCGCCAGCUUUACCGCUAAGCAUAGAAAUGAUGUUUGAAAACAUGGAAGUGUUACUAGCCUUGCACCCUAGAGCAUGCACUCUGAAUUGGGCCCCCCACCCCCACCCCACCCAAUUAAUAGUGGUGAGUUUGUAUCGAGCUGUCCACACCCCGCCACAUUAGCUUACAUCAGUAUUCAUUCAGGAAACACUUUUUGGUCCCUGACCACAAGGAACUUGCAUGUUGUGGAAUAAACUGACUAUUGAUAGUUCAGUAUAAUAAAUGCUGUAAAUGGGCACACAUUUCUGAUGCGGGGGCAGGGACAACUGUCUGAUGUUGGAAUAAUUCAUGGUCCUUAGGUAGGAGGAUGACAGUUGGUUCAUACGUGGACAAGAUCUAUGGUCCUGGGUGAGCUGAGCUAACUGGCCGUGGAUAGACCACAACAAAGGCUUAAUUUAUUCCAGAAAAUAAAGACAACUGAAGGUCAGUUAGAAAUGCCGCUGAGAGAGGAAACAACAGGUGAUGGGGGUUGAGAGCCCGGAUUGUACCCCAUUGUAGGCUCUUUGCCAAAGUAUUCAAUGGUGCCGUGAAUCCUCCGCAGAGUAUUAACUCUUGAGGUCCUGUGUAUGUCGCUGCUAACAGCACACCCCCGCCCGGGCAUUUUAUGGGCGAUGUUCAGUGUUUGCCGUUCUCAUUCCUUUUGGAGGAAUCGCCAGGAGACUGGCUUUACGCCCACAGCCGGACAUGCUUCCCAGCGACGAGUCGCUGAGAGGCGUGGGCACAUCUGUUAGUGCCCGUGUGCCUUCUGAGGUGUAGUUCACUCGGCAGCGAGACGGGGGUCUCCGGUGAGACCUGUUGGCCACGUGGACUCCAUCACUCCCGGAAAUGCCCACAUCCUGGCGUUUGAGACCUAAGCAAGCCCAGGGAGAGCUGGGUGGGGGGGGGUGGAAAGAAACGGUCUAACCUGAAGAAAUGUCUUAGUUCUGACCCAUCUUUGGCUACAAGAAAACGACACCUUUCUCUGACUAGUUGACUAGUGGGAAGUCAGUUCCCAGGAAUUCGAGUGACUUCUGGAAAAUUUAGACUGUGGAGGUACUUUGGAUAGCUUCAUACAAACAGUCUAGUUGCUUUGCGCAUGUGCUGGAGUUCUUGAAUUUUAACUACCUCACCGUGCCUCUUAGGGUUACUUCAGCUUGUCAUUGCCACUUUAACACGCUUGACUCUGGUCGCCGGCUGCGACGGGGUUUUCCUGGAGGUCGCAGGCGCUUGCCUUUUCGUCCUGAUCCUCGUUUCAUGUAACGUCCUUCGUUGCUCCCUCUGUCAGAGAAACGUUUUAAGGCAGUUUCAAGGUCUCGCUUAAGAGAAAGAAUGAGAUCCUCUAAUGCUGUUUGUUCCUGAGGUCAGUGAAAGAGUUAAGUCAGGUGGGGGCAGGGGCCACCUGUACUGGCGGCAGUGCCUGCUGCGCGGGAAGAGCCAUUAAUUAAGACAAUUUCAAAGUCAACUGAUUGUGAUCAUUAAUGUCACAAUAGAUCAAAACCUAAUUAUCACAGCCUAGGUAAGAGCCAUCAGUAUUAAUCAGAAAAUCUAAUAGGAAACUAUUACCGAGAAAUAAGACCAAAUUGAAUGAAAUGGAACUUUUUAUCUGGUCGUUUUCUUCGUGUGUGUGUGUGUGCGUGCGGUGUCCCCUUGCAUCGGCUGGUGUGACCUCACACUUGACCCCGCCCUUGACCUCUCCCAGGCCGGGCUGGCCCAUGUUCAGGUCUCGGGAUGGUCGGUCUUUGCCAGAGCCAGAACGGUCCUGGUGGACGUUCUGCGGCAUGUGUUGACGUGGCUCCUUGGCCUUCUGUGUCACGUGGAGCCCCACUGCUCUGGCCACCUGCGUGGGUGCAGCGGGGAGGGGAGGCCUCUGCCUGAAGAUCCCGAGCAGAGUCUGCGUCGCAGAGCUCGGGAAGCUCAAGUUGGUGUCUGGCUGUUGGCAGUCGCUCUAGGGUUUGAGUCUGCACCAGGACUGGCUGGAUUUUUUCUCUCUAGUUUCAGUAUCACGGGGGUCAUGAUUUCCACCUGAACCCAGAGCUGCGUGGGGGGUGCGUUUCCUCUUUUCCCUUUCUGGUGAGAGUUCCCCUGGCGGGGAGACGGAAUCUUAGGGGAGUCCGGCUGUUCUGACCCUUGAGCUGCUUAAGAAGAUGCUGCGUCUGAGCGGAGCGGAGGCAGAGCGGGGAAGGCCCUGCCGGUGUGUGGAAGCACAGGCAGCAGCCCUGGCCCUCCGCCACCCCCUGUGGAGAGAGGAGCCAUCUCCCCUCUCGCUUGCCCGGCUAGGGACGCGCCUCCCGCCUGAGUGCGGCCCUGCGCCAGGCGGUUUCAGAGCCGCGGCUCCCAGCGCGACUCAGCCCUUCGCUGUAGUAGACCAUGGUUGUUUCUUCGCAAGAGGGUGCCUGUUGGAGAUGUUGCCCUGUCUUCAGAACAGCCAUCGCCCGGCACCUGCCUUCCCCAAGGUGCCGCUCGCUGCGCGGGGUGAGGGGUGCGCAGGGUGAGUCUGUGGGGGCGGGCCGGGCUCACCCGGGCUGCGGCGUGAGGCGAGCCCGCCGGCUUCCUUGGCUCCCGGGUGUGCUCUGGGGCCAUGAAGCGCUGUGGGGCGUGGAGCGAGAACAGAGCGGUGCCCGCUGUGUGCCGCCCUGCUCGCCCACUGGUGAUGGCUGACCUUGGGCAAGUCACUCCUUUCAGUGCCCCAGCUCCCACCUGUCCAAUGGGGGUGAUAACACUGACCUACCUCACGGGGUGCUGUGAGGCAUCUAAGUCAGAGGUGACAGGCGACUGCCCGGCCCUGGGUGGAGGAGGCCUUGGCCGGGGCCUCCCACAGGCUUCCGUCCUCAACGUGGCUGCCCACACUGGGAGCCGCUUCGCGACCUGGCGCGUGCUCCGCCCCCCGCCCCUCACCAAAGCUGCUAGUUCAGACGUUGACAGUGUCCGCGUGAUUGUGGCCAGCAGGUCCAGACCUGCUAGGCUGUUGGGGGAAGCCACUCGGUACCUUCUGUGUCUCGCACCCACAGAGAGACUGUUUCAGGCCCAGGGCACUGGGUUAGGGACUGAGGCUCGGCGCUGCUUGUUUCUCUCUGCGGCGUGGGGGUCGGGGUCGUGUUUCCCCGGCGCAGACUCGGGGUGCCUCGAGAGCAAGGCCAGCCCAGUGCUUUUGGUUUCUGUCAUUGUUUCUCAUGCCCCGAGCUGCCCCCAGGACAGCUGUACCCCUCUGUGGUUUCCACGCCCCAGCGUCCGCCCUCCCGUGGAAACCGGCUGGUUCAGGAGUGGAACCACUUCCACUGUCCCCCACAAAAAAGGGCCACUUUGGAAAUUUUUCUCUGCGUAUGCUCAGUGCUCGGAAUGGGCACUGGUGCCUUCAGGCUUCAUCCGGCUCACUGCGGUCGGCACCUGUGACCUCUUUCUCGGCGUCCACGGUCUGAACCCGCUGGCCUUUGGGGGAAUCUGGGACACUUCCUGUUUGCCGGGCUGUGGGCUCGAGAGCCUCGCUCUCCUCUGUUUGGGGGCUCAGCCAGCCCCCUUCCCAGUAGGGCCCUUUCUCCUUUCCCCCUCCCUGGCCCUGACGUGUAACCCUUGAAAAGCACAAGGCCCAGCCCUGUCGUCUUGCGGGCUCUGCCCCUGGGGCCCCGCUCUGGCCACACCGCCUGGCUCUGUGGGCCCUGAGAGAGCAGCCUCUGCCCUGCGGGUGGCCAGGAGUUAGUUGGCUGGGACCGGGAGACUCGGGUGGGUUUCAGCGCCUCCCUCCUGGGUGACGAAACCGAUCACACUUUGUAGCCAGGUUUCUGAACGGAAAGUGGGAAACUGAAUUCUCUGUGGACCUCUUUGGUUUGUGGGGGAGUUUUGGUUGUAU
Condylura cristata (star-nosed mole) is the source of this 8174-nucleotide messenger RNA. RefSeq names its product chromobox homolog 5 (gene CBX5). NCBI's taxonomy places the organism in Eukaryota, Metazoa, Chordata, Mammalia, Eulipotyphla, Talpidae. Gene Ontology annotation, biological process: chromatin organization; negative regulation of transcription by RNA polymerase II. Gene Ontology annotation, molecular function: chromatin binding. Gene Ontology annotation, cellular component: nucleus; pericentric heterochromatin. The transcript is spliced from 5 exons. The record is from RefSeq and is a predicted model, not a curated record. Bases 174 to 749 code for a protein of 191 amino acids.